Messenger RNA from Schistocerca gregaria, 3016 nucleotides. RefSeq lists its product as uncharacterized. NCBI's taxonomy places the organism in Eukaryota, Metazoa, Arthropoda, Insecta, Orthoptera, Acrididae. The transcript has 3 exons. The coding region runs from base 621 to 2072 and encodes 483 amino acids. The record is from RefSeq and is a predicted model, not a curated record.
CGAACAGCUUUCGUAGCAAGAGGAUCGGUGGUAGCUCUCCUCGUCUCCUACUGUGCAUCGCGACAGUUAGUUUCCUGGUCGAGGGGUAAUACUAAUUCUCCGCCAAGAGUGCGCUUACCUGCCUCCGUAAUAGAGCUUUGCCUGUGAGAUUUAUACACGCACAAUAACUGCGAAAGUAUUUUGUUACAAGAGUUACGGUUCUUUCCUCGCAGCGCACGACAUCAUACGAAGAGUAAGCAUUGCUCGUUCGCUACUUUGACGGCGUUUCAUAUCGUUCACAUACGUGCUACAAGUUACAAAAGAGCUGUAAUCGGGUAGAUUUUGAGACAUGUACGUAUUGUUGGAAAGUUAGGGAAGUCAUUGAUUACGUCCUGGCGUUUGCAUCUACCGUCUGAUACAAGCAACCAGGUCUUUUGCGAAUACCGAUUGUUGGCUGCGAGUGUAGUGUUUGAUAUUGAGUCAAACCAUAUAUAGUUUAUGGCAGCUAUCGUGAUUAUGAAAUAUCAGCGAAUCACUCUGGCGGUGGGAAGGGAUCUUUUGAAUCCAGCUUUGAGAAACUACCCGUUAAAGCAGAAUAUUUGGAACAUCUUGUUGUUUGUCAUCCGAUUUGUGCAGUAGUGAUGGCGGCUAAAAAUGCUUUAGACAAAAGACGGUGCAACUCUUCAGAAGAUGAAACGCAGUACUCAUCUCGCGAUUACGGAGACAACAAUGAUGGGGAUAAUACUCUGCUGGCGGUGGAGACGCGUUCCGUCUCUUCCUCUUCUUCAGAGGGAUGUACUGGCUUUGUCAAUAAUGGUCUGGAAUCGGACGACGACAGUGAAACCGGGAACAUGGACGUCAGCCAAAUAGUGGAGACAGUUCUGAGACAGCAGGUUACGUCCGCUCUCCGCAUCAGCGAAUCUUCCGACGUGCACGUGGGGCCUAGUCUAACCUACAAUGGGCCUGUUACCAUCAACGUUACCGUACAACCGCAGUCUGAACAUCAGACAACGCCGCCACAGUCUGACCCCCAGCUAGAGUGUCAGCUGGAGCUUCGGAAUCAGACCCAACCUCAGCUUCAAACCGAACACCCGCCCGAGCAACAACCGAUCUCUCACGCUCAGAUCCAGUCUCAAACUCAGAUUCAACAUCCUCCACAGCAACAACCGGUGUCACAGCUUCAAACUCAGAACGAGAUUCGAGAACAUCCUCAGCAACAGCCACUGUCUCAGACUCUGGACGAACCUUCGCCACAUACGCAACAACACCAUCUGGAACAACCACAGACCAUGGUGCAGAGGAAUCUCCAGAAGUAUGGACAAGAUUUCAGGACAGUGAAGCCAUCUGGGUGUCAGCUGAUAGCGGCGGAGCUCGCUCGGAAGGGUCAGUUGACUGGGCUGAUCAGAGACGUGGGAGCCGACGUCGUGCAGCCCUGCUGCGAGCGCAACAUGGCCUUCAUCGUGCUACUCGUCAUGCUCGUCAUGGUCGGCGGAAUCUCCUUGUGCCUGGUGGUCGGGUACAGGCGCAACGCGUCACCAACAACACCCAGUGUCAAUACAACGGUAAAAGGUACAUCGCCGAACGAGCUAAAUACGGAGAACCCACAAAACAUUACGGUUGCUGUGGGCCAAGAGACAGGAUGUAAUAGUGGAGGACACAAAGAGGAUAAGCCCUGCAAGGGUAGAAACAAUAACAGCGAUUUGAAGCCAAAACACGAGCAGCCAACAACGCGUGAAUACAAACCUACAACUACAACGGAGAAACAAAUUUCGGAUAAACCUACAAUUGCAACAGAGAAAACAAAUUCUGGACAAACCUACAACUACACCAGUCAAACAAAAUUCGCACAAACGACUUCAGCCAAACCUACAACUACAACGGAGACUACAAAAUUCGUACAAACGACUUCAGCCAAACCUACAACUAUAACGGAGCCUACGAAAUUUGUACAAACGACUUCAGCCAAACCUACAACUACAACGGAGACUCAAAUUUCGGGACCCUGUCAACAUUUUUGGGAGCAAAUAAUAGACAUCUGGGGGAACACAUGUUACCACGAGUACACCAUAUGUGACUUCGGGAACCAUAACUAGGGGCUGGAUUAUAAUCCUGUGGGACGUGUAUACGAAGAUCCCAAUAGCAAUGUGAAGGUUUGAAUAAAAACGGAACAAACGAAAAAAUACUGAAUUCGUCAAGCGGUCUCUGUGAUAUUUUGCUAACAACAAGACACUACAUUAAUUGUAGCUGUCACCAAGUAAAUGCAUGUGGGAAUAAAUUACGCAGGUGAUGAUUACAGUGAGAGUGGAUAUCAUCUUUAUGAUGUGCUUGCCUAACAUCCUUCAAGAGGAGGCAAGUCUUAAUUGAAAUGUUCCUGGAGUCGUCAGUAUGCCUGUAAGGGUACUCCAACAGAUCAAGAAGCAUUUGUAAUUUCUGAAGAAAAUUCAGUCAUCCUUCACCACCAGGAAACAAACCAUCCCAGUCAGCAGCUUAACAAAUCCCCCAGCCGCAUUGCAAACGCCAAUUUUACCAAGAAAUAUAAUGUCAUUAAACAUAUGAAAGUAGUCACGGAAAUCUAUUCCAGGAGUUGACACUUAGUGCGUUCAACUUUUGUGGUACUGUACAAUUCUUUCUUGAUGUUUUCUUAUCAUUCUUUCCGAAGGACAUCACGACUUAAUAACUGUUACUUUUCUUCUGUUUUAUCGUUGAAGAUGUGUCGGCUGAACCUUAAAUAAUCAUAUAAUUACCUUAUAUGUUUUUUUUUAAAUUCAUGAAAGACAUUUAUUGAUCUUUGUUUAAUAAUGAAAUACAAUAAUUAAUUUUUAUGGUGUUUAACGGCCGUAUCAAAGAGAUAGGUGUUAAGCGUUACAGCUUUUUCCGAGGAUAUUACAAAUGCAUACCUGAGGUUUUCGUUCUUGUACUUUAGUAAGCUUUCUGUCACAGCUGCAUGAGUCACCAAUACAAUCCAAACAGCGAUAUAAACAUAAAAACUUAUGUUACAGGAAUCAAGCAAUUAAAUCUUUUGGUUUGUGUGAUGAAA